Messenger RNA from Leptidea sinapis, 5918 nucleotides. RefSeq names its product WD and tetratricopeptide repeats protein 1 (gene adp). NCBI's taxonomy places the organism in Eukaryota, Metazoa, Arthropoda, Insecta, Lepidoptera, Pieridae. Gene Ontology annotation, biological process: negative regulation of fatty acid biosynthetic process. Gene Ontology annotation, molecular function: protein binding. The transcript has 15 exons. The record is from RefSeq and is a predicted model, not a curated record. Gene Ontology annotation, cellular component: cytoplasm; Cul4-RING E3 ubiquitin ligase complex. Bases 275 to 2296 code for a protein of 673 amino acids.
UACCGACGACAGCUUUGAUUACCUAGUACCUACGAAUAAUUUCUAUUUUCAUAAGAUUUUAAAAAAGAAUACCUGAGGGCGAGAAUCCAUUUGCGAUACUAGCGUAUUUUAUUUUUGUAAUCGUUUAAUGUUUGUAAGUUCAAUUCAUAGCUUACGAGCAUAGCAUAUGUAGUGCAAUGUUAUUAUUGUUUAACUAGAAGAGUAUUUGGAAGAUCGCUCAUUGUGUUGUGAUUUGUGAUGCUAAGUAAGAGUUUUUAAAAAUAAAAUCAGCAUAAUGGGGAGGAGAGAAGAUCCAGCAUGGAUGAAAGGGACUGUUGGCCUUUCUAUGGCAAGAGAGCGAGGAGACAUUGAUCGGAAAUUCCAGAGACGCCUUAUGGUGACACAAAGUAUGAUUGAAAGGCUUGGGUUGGAAAAGGAGCUUCAUGGUCAUGUGGGUUGCGUAAAUUGCUUAGAAUGGAACAAAGACGGAUCUGUAUUGGCGUCAGCAUCGGAUGAUCUGCACGUAAUUCUCUGGGACCCGUUUCGACAUAAACAAUUGCACAACAUUACCACAGGACAUACAGGAAAUAUAUUUUCUGUUAAGUUUUUAUCGUCUGAUAUUAUCGCAACGUGUGCCGCUGACGCGUUGGUCCGGGCCCGAAAUAUUUUUGGAGGAACUUCGCUCCUAGAAUGUUCAUGCCACAGUGGCCGAGUCAAGAGGUUGGCAGUGGCACCUGACAAGCCACAUCUGCUGUGGUCUGCGGGAGAGGAUGGAUUGAUACUUCAACAUGAUCUCCGCUUGCCACACCGUUGCAACUCCGAUUGCGACAACGUUCUGGUCAACCUGCUGAACCACAUGGGGAGGCAGGCAGAGGCGAAGUGCGUGGCGGUCAACCCCAGGAGGUCGUACCAGCUGGCUGUCGGCGCCAACGACUUCUACGUGAGGCUCUACGACACGAGGAUGAUCAAGCUGUCCAAACCUGCUGAGCUGCAGAUGAACGCGCCGAUGACGCGUCUGAUGUGGGAGCGACAGAACGUGCGGUGCUCGCGAGCCGGCCAUGGCGACCCUGACGGGAACAUCCCAAACAGUGCCGUGCAGUACUACGCGCCCGGUCACUUGUCUCUGGAAUCCGGCGAGUUCGUAUUCCCAAAGAAAGUGGUGACUUACGUGGCAUUCAACCACGACGGUAACGAGCUGCUGGUCAACUUGGGGACGGAGCAGGUGUACAUAUAUGAUAUAAACUCGGCCCCGCGGCCCGUGCUCGUCGCGAACUACAUUUUGCAGCACAACGCCAUGAAGGCCGGAAACAAGGACAAGGAGAAGAAAAAUGGCACUAAUGGAACCACCAGCAAUGGUACCGUCAGCAACGGCAUCAGUGUUGUAGAUCAAAUCUUGCCGGAUAGAGUGAUGCUGUUGAAACAAAGGGCGAACGAGUUAGUGCACCGGAGCGAAUACUCGGGCGCCGUACAGUUGUAUAACGCGGCAAUAGCGGAGCGGCCAGACUGCGCCAUUCUGUACUCAAACCGAGCCGCCGCGCUCACGAGACGAGGCUGGAUCGGAGAUAUUUAUGCCGCGAUACGAGACUGCUACACAGCGAUCAAAUUGGACCCGAAUCACGUGAAGUCCCACUUCCGGUUAGCAAAGGGCCUGAUGGAUCUCAAGAGGCCCCGCGAAGCACAGGAGUGUCUCACGUACUUCAAGGAUAAGUUCCCGAAGCACGCCACCAGUCACGCGGUGUUUCUGCUGCAGAAGGACAUCACUGUCGCCUUGGACGUCCCGAGUAAUAGUCCAGAGGAAGCGAGGUCCGGGGAGGUCGUCACUUAUUUUUAUGGUGUACCCGAAGAAGAGCGACAAAAUAGCGAACUUGAGAGGCAACUCCGAAGUGCCGCGCUGGAUUACAAGUACCGGUUUCUGGGGCACUGCAACACCACCACAGACAUCAAGGAGGCUAACUUUCUGGGCCCAGAUGGCAACUUUUUAGCUGCUGGUUCAGACGAUGGCAGCUUGUUCAUCUGGUCAAAGAAGUCUGGCAACAUUGUGCGUUGUCUGAAGGCGGAUGAGUCAAUACUGAACUGCGUCCAGCUCCACCCCAGCACCUUCCUGCUGGCGACCAGCGGCAUCGAGGCCGUCGUGCGUUUGUGGAGUCCAAGAGCUGAGGACGGCAACAAGGAGAGCCGCGAGGUGAACAGUGCGGAGGCGGCGGCUGCCAACCAGCAGCGCAUGCGCAGUGACCCCUUCGAGGCUAUGUUGCUCAACAUAUCGUUUGCGGGCGGCGCCGAGCGGGAGCUGCAGUCGCCAGUCUGCCGGCCCACGUAACGUGCUCUUGUUUAUAAGGUAAAACACAAUUCGCGAGUCAAAUGUAAAUACUAAUAGUCGUAAAGGCGGAUUGCCUUAUAUAUUGUAUACCCGUCUCGUAAACCUGCGUUAGUUGUGUAUUUUUUCCCUCUCCGGAGUGCCAAUGGCGUCACUUUGUUGAGGAGGCUUAGUUUGUGUGACCGUAAAAGUUUACGAUAAAGUAUUCGUGUAUUGGAACUAUUUAUAAUAUCUCUGAUGCAUGUUUUUAAACGCUGCACCUUUGAGUGUAGGUCAAUGUCUGUAAUUGUAAAGAAUAUUGGGAUCUAUAACACCAGUUUCGAGUCCAUUCUAAGACUGACUGUGCAAGUACCAUCGAAAAAAUUGACUCAUGACUCACUUAGCUUGACAAUUCUUUGAAAAUCAUAAAAACAGUAAGUUUUAUAUUUGCAUGAAAAAUAUAGUAUAGCAAUUGGUGGACUAUCAGUAUCUAAUAAUCAGUUCAAAUUAUCAUGUAUACUAAUACAUGACGUCGACAGAUCACAUUAUUAAUUUAAUAUCAUAUUUUUGGAAUCUAUAAUUAAAAAUUGAUGUCUUUUUUCGUCAAUAGCGGCAAACGUAAGCAAUAAAAUGUUUGAACCAUUAAAUUUGACAUAAAAUUAGUAUCUAUCUAUCGAGGAUCGAACCCAAACAGCGCCCUUGUUUCUUGAACAUAUACAACAACCUGUCUUGUGUUAUUAAUAAACGCGAUGUAAAAUUAUUACAAAAAAAUUGUUAACUUUUUCUGUGUCUUACAAAGAAGUCACAGAUGUGUUGAACACUUGUUUUAAAAAGUUCUAUUACAAAUCUAUGUUUUUCUGAUGUUCAACAUUCUUUAGACAUUCCUUAUAUUUAGACACGAGUCAAAAGCUUGUCUAAGGUGUGUCUAACGAAUAGAUCAUACUCCUAUGGAUGACUUACAUUAUAUGAUGACAGAUAGAUGACAGCUGUCAAAAAUUGCGUUCCGUUCCUUUAAUAAUUAUUCCUGUACGCUUCAGUUUAUUUUGUGCUUAACAACGUUUGAGUUAAACACAAGCUACACACUGUUUUGUAAUAGAACAAGAUAAACUCCACUUAAGACGUCGUUAGAUAACUGACGUUGUUAUAGUUUGGUCACUGUCCCACAAAACACGUGUCUAAGCCAUGUUUUAAUUACUUUUAUUGUAAUAGCACCGUUUGUCUUUAUCUUACCUUUGUCACUAUAUAAUUAUAUGACAGGGAGAAGUAAUUUUAAUCUUGUUGUAACUUUACACUUCGUUUAUUAAUAAGACAGGUCGAGUUUAAUAGUCAUUUAUGCAACUGUUGUGUAAUAAGGGGUGUUAAAACACGAAUAUGGGUGUGAUAAUUGUAUCACAUGAGUGUUUUAAUACCUAAUUAUCAACAGUUGCAUACAAGCACCCAUAAUAUGAAUCCUCUUUAAAAGAUUCUGAAACAGUUAGCUUACUGCUAACAUUAAAAUAGCCAGUUCUAGUAACUAUUAAAUCAUCCAAACCAGUGUUGUAAUGAAAACGGAUGAUGUAAUGUUGUAUUGAAUUUCAUUACAACACUCGUUUGGAUGAUGUAAUGGUUACUAGGACAUUGGGUGUUUUAAUGUUGGCAAUAAGUUGACUGUUUUAGAAUCUUUAAUAGAGGAUUUAAAGCAUAAAUAUUAAGUAGAUAAAGUACUUUAUGACUGAUAAGCUGAAGAUGGAGCCCCGCGCGCUCUUAAUUCGAAGGAGGCUGUGAUUUGUCACACACCAGACUACGAGAUAACUAAACUAGGUUUAGGAAACGAUAUAUUAUAUUAUGAUAUAAUUUAUUAUUUGUUGAAUCUUUAAUAUUAAGAUGAUUAUUAUUGUGUAAAUAUAUAUUAAAGGACUGCAAGACGGACGCCGGAUAUUGUUUACUGUAAUGCCAUGUCCAUAUACAGCGAACGAAAGCUGGCGAAAGGUCACACAUCUCUUUUACUCUACCUCGACACAAAGAGUCUUUCUCAUUCAUUUAGUGAAUUUCUUUCGUCGUCGUUCGUUUUAUCUGGACCCGGCCUAAUAAGUACGUACGGACACCGACGCAUUGUUAUAGCUACUUAUUUUAUCUGUUUAAGUUGUGCAGUCAGUACAAUUGCCAUAUUAUGUUUAUCACUAUUUAAUUGAAGGAAAAGGAAAUGAUAUCAUUUUCACUUUUCAAGAAGCUUCGAGUGUUAAGAUUGGGAUGUUGGCACAGUACCAUCAAUCACAAAGUCCAAUAUUGGUCUAAGUAAGUAUAUAAAAUAGGAAUAUUUAUAAUAUAAUACUAGCUCUAUCCCUAUGUUAUACUAGCUCUAUCCCUAUAUUAUACUAGUCUACCUUUCCAAAAAAUUCUGGGCUAAUUUGAAGAUUGCCUAAAAAUGUUAUCAAAAUCCGUCGAUUCACACAUGAGCACAUAUUUAUGUACUUCAUUGUUAGUACGCCCAAGAUAUAUAGAUAAUAAAUUCGAAAAUACACUCAGUAAAUUUUGCCAAAGCAAGCCAACUGUACAAAAUACAGUGAUACCAGGCAAUUCUUCUGAGGCAUGGACUUGUAUCCCGUGCCACUAAUUAAAAAAAAAAAGAAACUGCACUAGCGAACUUAUUAUCAACGUUAAUAAUAUGGAGGCAAGGAGAAUCAUCUGUGUAUAUUAAAAAAUGUCCGUUAAAAUGCGUUAAAUUAGGGUGGCGCUACAGUCGCAUCAGGGUAGAUCUUAAAAGAAGCGGCAAAUAUAAAAUAAUACUAAUCACUCUAGAUGCACGUUUCUCUAUAAUAAUUCUGUAAGGUUAUAUUUACUUCAUUAUUUUGUACAACGUAAGUUGUUGAAAUUAUCAAUGAUAUUAAAGUUUUAACUCGGCAUACUUCAUACCAUACCCUGUGCCCACACCAGCGCCAUUGUGGAAAGUUUUUGAACUGUUAUUUACAGCAUAAGCUGAACACUUUUUCAUCUUUACUCCCAUAUGAGAUUAUUCUCCUUCCCUCUGUUCUCAAUAGUUGAUAAUUAUAUUUGAGACUCCUGUCAACGUCAGUCCCCGUGAAAUGUGCUGAAAAGAUAACAAAUUUUAAUCAGCCGUCGGGUUAAAUAAAUAGUCUAAAUUUAUAAAUUAGAAAAAAAUAGGUAUAUAAACUAUGUUGAUGAAGACAUUAUAAUUAUGAGGGUACUUAUUAAUAUUCUUUUGAAGACCGUAUAAAUGUUGCAUUUUAAUAAAAAAAAAAAUGCAUAAAUGUUAAUUUACUUAUUCUAUUGUAGCUUUUGUGAAAUAUACCCUAUAACUUAGCCAGUGUCAGGUGGAGGUGCCAAGUAAUGGACGUUGGUUGCCCUCCCUCAGACUGACAUUGACUAAAUUUGGUAACAUUUUUAUUACUUAUUAUAAUUAUAUCAGAUUAGUUGCUAAUAAGACGUUUGUUAACUGAAUCUAUUUGAAAUAUAUUGGUUUAAUUUGAACAUUCACAAACUGAACAUUCACUAGGAUAUAGUUUAGGUUCCUAUAAUAUUGUUAUAGUAAUGGUGCAAAAUAAUUAUCAUUAUUAGAGUGUGAUUUAAGGUUUUAUUUUGUUAUUGUAAUCCUAUAAAGGUAUAAUUUAUAAGCACAUAAGUGCUUGUAAUAAAGCUUUUUAACUAA